CGGAGAGACUCGGACUGACUGUGAGUUCUGCGUGAGGAUUUAAAACAAACAGGUCUUUGACCUGUUGGACGAGGGGCGGUGCGCGUCCGCCGACCUCAAGGUUGGCAACAAGGGGCUCACUGGUGGUCAUGAAAAUCCACAGCAACUGACUCUUGAACUCCGGUGGAAAGGUGAGGACUUGCACUUUGCAGCUUGGAUCCGGUUCAGAGGCUGUGGUCCAUGGGUACCCCGGGCCUGUGCCUCGUGUGCCCGUUCAGUAUCCAUCCAUGGUUAUGGUCCAGCCCUGGUCCUCUCCUCUGCUGUGCCCCUGUGCUGCAUCACUCUGCCUCAUGGCCGCUCGCUGCGCAUGAUGCUGAUGAUGCUGAUGAUGCUGAUGUCACCACCGCCUCCUCGCCUGCCCUGGCACAGCAGCGCCGCCAUUUCCCCUCUUGCAGACUGACUUGCGGACCGACUGACGGCGGCUCGCCGGAGCGUCCCGCAUCCAUCCUCCUGUUCAUCCGUAUGGCCCUCGCUCCUCCCCCCAGCGCCCCGCUCCGACCGACGCACCGCGGUGUGUUCAACACGCAGCCCACCCUGCGCCGCCGCCGACACUGAGGCUGUGGCUCUUCCCCCGGGCGGAUCCUCCACGUAUGGAUGCGCCAACGGGCUCACCGAGGACGGUCAGAGAGGCGGUCUGAGCAGGACGCACCGCGGGAGCCUGUCGUUGUGUGGACUGGGCGUCGAGUCUGAGUUACCCGAGGUUGCCAGGUGUGUAUAGCCACACGGAUCUCCAGCUCUACCGCUCGCCCACAAACCCACCUGCAUCAUGGCGGGGGCGUCAGUGAAGGUGGCGGUGAGGGUUCGACCCUUCAACUCCAGAGAGAUCGGGAAGGACAGUAAAUGCAUCAUUCAGAUGUCAGGAAACACCACGACAAUCCUGAACCCCAAACAGCCGAAAGAAAACAAGAGCUUCAACUUUGACUUUUCCUACUGGUCACACACUACGCCUGAGGACAUCAACUAUGCAUCUCAGAUGCAGGUGUACAAAGACAUCGGAGAGGAGAUGCUGCUUCAUGCCUUCGAAGGCUACAACGUCUGCAUAUUUGCAUACGGCCAGACAGGGGCCGGCAAAAGCUACACCAUGAUGGGACGUCAGGAGACAGACCAAGAAGGAAUCAUACCCCUGCUGUGCGAGGACCUCUUCACCAAGAUCAAUGACAGCAAUAAUGACAACAGCAAGUCGUACUCUGUGGAGGUGAGUUACAUGGAGAUUUACUGUGAACGCGUGCGUGACCUGCUGAACCCCAAAAACAAAGGCAACCUGCGUGUCCGAGAGCAUCCUCUGAUGGGACCCUACGUGGAAGAUUUAUCCAAACUCGCCGUCACCUCCUACAACGACAUCCAGGACCUGAUGGACUCUGGAAACAAAGCCAGAACUGUGGCUGCUACCAACAUGAACGAGACCAGCAGCCGCUCCCACGCGGUCUUCAACAUCAUCUUCACGCAGAAGAAACACGACAUGGAUUCGGACAACACGUCAGAGAAGGUCAGCAAGAUCAGCCUGGUUGACUUGGCCGGCAGUGAGAGAGCCGACUCAACCGGAGCUAAAGGAACCAGACUGAAGGAGGGAGCAAACAUCAACAAGUCCUUAACCACACUGGGGAAAGUUAUUUCUGGUCUUGCCGAACUGGCCUCGGCACCAAACAAGAACAAGAAAAAGAAGAAGGCGGAAAGCUUUAUUCCAUACAGAGAUUCAGUUCUGACCUGGCUUCUGAGGGAGAACUUAGGGGGAAACUCUCGCACCGCUAUGGUGGCCGCCCUAAGCCCUGCCGAUAUUAACUACGAUGAAACCCUCAGCACCCUCCGGUAUGCUGACCGCGCCAAACAGAUCCGCUGCAACGCUGUCAUCAACGAGGACCCUAACAACCGUCUGGUGCGCGAGCUGAAGGAGGAGGUGGCUCGGCUCAAGGACCUGCUGUUUGCACAGGGCCUGGGAGACAUCAUAGAGACGUAUCGCUGCACCGAUCCUGUCAUCACUGGUUUGAAAUACCUGUGCGAUUACAAGAACUUUGUGAAUAAUCGCCAGGCUGUCGAUCAAAGGGGUGAUCUCUCCACAGUGUCCAACGCCAUGACAGGAAUGAGCCCGUCUCCCUCGCUCUCCGCCCUGUCCAGUCGUGCUGGGUCCAUCAGCAACCUCCAUGAUCGCAUCUUCAGCCCUGCCAGUGAAGAGGCCAUUGAGAGACUCAAGGAAACAGAGAAAAUCAUUGCCGAGCUCAAUGAGACCUGGGAGGAGAAGCUGCGUCGUACCGAGGCCAUCCGCAUGGACAGAGAGGCCCUGCUGGCUGAGAUGGGCGUGGCCAUGAGAGAAGACGGAGGCACUGUGGGUGUCUUCUCCCCGAAAAAGACCCCUCAUCUGGUGAACCUGAACGAGGACCCGCUGAUGUCUGAGUGUCUCCUGUACUACAUCAAAGAUGGCAUUACCAAGGUUGGCCGUGAAGAUGCCAAGACUCGCCAAGACAUAGUUCUCAGUGGCCAUUUCAUCAGAGACGAACACUGCACCUUCAGCAGCACCACAGGACCUCAGGGAGAAGGAAAUGUCAUCUUUGAGCCAUGUGAGGGCUCAGAGACAUAUGUCAACGGGAAGAGAGUGACCUCUCCCAUCGUCCUGCGAACUGGUAAUCGCAUCAUCAUGGGAAAGAGCCACGUGUUUCGCUUCAACGACCCCGAGCAGGCUCGCCUGGAGCGAGAGAGGACGCCGUGCGCUGAGACGCCGGUGGAGCCCGUCGACUGGGCCUUCGCUCAGAGGGAGCUGCUGGAGAAACAAGGGAUUGACAUGAAGCAGGAGAUGGAGCAGAGGCUUCAGGAACUUGAGGAUCAGUACCGUAAAGAGAGAGAGGAAGCCAGUAACCUGCUAGAACAACAAAGACUGGACUACGAGAGUAAACUGGAGGCUCUUCAGAAACAAGUGAACUCUCGGUGCCUGGAGUCCCCCGAGGAGGAGGAGGAGCCGGAAGAGGAAGUGCCGUGGACGCAGCGUGAGACUGAGCUGGCGCUGUGGGCGUUCAGAAAGUGGCGUUUCUACCAGUUCACCUCACUCAGGGAUCUGCUCUGGGGCAACGCCAUCUUCCUCAAGGAGGCCAACGCUAUCAGUGUGGAACUCAAGAAGAAGGUGCAGUUCCAGUUUGUCCUCUUGACCGACACUCUCUACUCUCCACUGCCGCCGGACCUGCUGCCCCCCUGCGUGGCCAAGGAGAGGGAGAGACGACCUUUCCCCCAGACCAUCGUAGCCGUGGAAGUCCAGGAUCAGAAGAAUGGAGCCACGCAUUACUGGACUCUGGAGAAACUCAGGCAGAGGCUGGACCUGAUGAGAGAAAUGUACGACCGUGCCGCAGAGCUCCCCAGCAGUGCUGUGGAGGACUGCGACCACGCCCUGACGGGAGGCGACCCGUUCUACGACCGCUUCCCCUGGUUCCGUCUUGUCGGCAGGGCUUUCGUGUACCUGAGUAACCUGCUGUACCCGGUGCCCCUGGUACAUCGCGUGGCCAUCGUCAGCGAGAAAGGAGAAGUGAAGGGCUUCCUCAGAGUGGCUGUGCAGGCCAUCUCGGCUGAUGAGGAGGCCCCUGAUUACGGCUCUGGAGUGAGGCAGUCGGGCACUGCCAAGAUCUCCUUUGAAGACAAACAUUUUGAGAAGUUCCAGACUGACUCGUGUCCUGGUGGCAUGUCGCACUCCAACUCCUCCCAGGAGGAGCUGAGAAUUGUGGAGGGAGAAGGACAAAACGCUGAGAUGGGAAUCACUGCAGAUGAAGUCAACAACAACACUUGUGAAGCCUCCCAGGAGGCUCCCAGCAGCCCAGCGAAGAGUUUAGGUUUGGGUCUGGAUCUUCCUCUGGACGUCUCUCCAGAGAGCGCUCUGUCCCAUCUGAAGAUCGGCAGCACCUUCACCUUCAGAGUCACCGUCUUACAGGCCUCCAGCAUCUCAGCCGAGUACGCCGACAUCUUCUGCCAGUUCAAUUUCAUCCACCGUCAUGACGAAGCUUUCUCCACUGAACCGCUGAAGAACACCGGCAGAGGACCUCCGCUGGGCUUCUACCAUGUACAAAAUAUUAAAGUGGAGGUGACCAAAUCCUUUGUGGAGUACAUCAAAACUCAGCCCAUCGUCUUCGAGGUGUUUGGCCACUAUCAGAAACAGCCCUUCCCUCCGCUCUGCAAAGACCUGAUCAGUCCACUGAGACCCUCCAGGAGGCAGUUCCCCAGGGUGAUGCCCCUUUCCAAACCAGUGCCGGCCACGAAGCUCAGCACUCUGACUCGCUCCACUGCGGGACCCUGUCACGCCAAAUACGACCUCAUGGCCUUCUUCGAGAUCUGUGAGCUGGAGGCCAAUGGAGACUACAUACCUGCUGUUGUUGACCACAGAGGCAGGAUGCCUUGUCAUGGCACGUUCCUCUUACAUCAGGGCAUCCAGAGGAGGAUCACAGUCACCAUCGCUCAUGAAACAGGAAAUGAUGUCGAGUGGAAAGAGGUGAAAGAGCUGGUCAUUGGUCGCAUUCGGAACACACCAGAGGCUGAUGAGACCAUCAUAGACCCCAACAUCCUGUCCCUCAACAUCCUGUCCUCUGGAUACUUCUGGCCAAAACAUGACGACAACGUCUCCUUGGGGGUUGAUCAUAGAACCUUCUACCGAUUUGAGGCAGCAUGGGACAGUUCCAUGCACAACUCUCUGCUUCUGAACAGAGUCACUCCCUAUGGGGAGAAGAUCUACAUCACCCUCUCUGCUUAUCUUGAGAUGGAGAACUGCACUCAGCCAACAGUGAUCACCAAAGAUUUCUGCAUGGUGUUUUACUCCCGUGACGCAAAGCUGCCGGCCUCUCGCUCCAUCAGAAACCUGUUCAGCACCGGCUGCCUCCGGCCCUCCGAGAGUAACCGUGUCACAGGAGUCUAUGAAGUCACUCUCUGCCAUGUGGCGGACAAUGGAAGUCCAGGCAUGCAGCGUCGUCGCAGGCGUGUGUUGGACACCUCCGUGGCGUACGUCCGAGGAGAGGAGAACCUGGCCGGGUGGAGGCCUCGCAGCGACAGCCUCAUCCUUGACCACCAGUGGGAGCUGGAGAAACUCAGCUUACUGCAGGAGGUGGAGAAGACCAGGCACUACCUUCUGCUGAGGGAGAAGCUGGAGGCGACUCUGCAGGCGGGACAGGAAGUGUUGUACAAGAGCAGUGACAUCAGUGACUUCGCAAAGAGUCCCGUCCUGAGCCACAGUCCCGGCAGCAGCCCUGCCCUCGAGAGCCCCAACCAGAGGCAGAGGGAGCUGGCUGCCAAGUGUUUGCGUCUGCUGAUGCACACCUUCAACAGGGAGUACAGCCAGGUGAGCAGCAGUGCCAGUGAGAGCAAGCUUUCUGAGAUGUCUGCAUCACUAAUGGGGGAAUCGUCAUCAUCACUGAGCACACUCACUCCAUCCUCUACUUGCCCAUCACUGGUGGAGGGACACUAUGAUAUUAGACAUGCUGAACCCAGUUCAGGAGCGUCCACCCCAGAUCUUGACCCGUACAGCCCCGUGGACAGAAAGAAAGCUCUCCGAGGAUACAGCUUUGUUCCUGACAUACAGGAGAUUCGUGUCAGCCCCAUUGUGUCAAAGAAGGGCUACCUGCACUUCCUGGAGCCCCACACCAGUGGUUGGUUGAAGCGCUACGUGGUGGUGCGCAGGCCCUACGUCUACCUGUACCGCAGCGAGAGGGACAGCGUCGAGAGAGCUGUCAUCAACCUGUCAUCUGCAAAGGUGGAAUACAGUGAAGACAAGCAAACCUUACUGCGGACUCCCAACACGUUUGCGGUGUGCACAGAGCAUCGUGGGAUACUGCUGCAGGCCACCAAUGACAAAGAGAUGCACGACUGGCUCUAUGCUUUCAACCCUCUGUUAGCUGGCACCAUCAGGUCAAAGCUCUCACGGAGAAAGUCGGUGCAGACGCUCCACUCGGUCCAGUCGCUCCCGUCUGCCCAGAGGAUGUGAGAGGUGAUGCAACCUGGUGGAAAUCAAAAAAGAAAAAACAAUCUGAAAGCUCCGCUCACCAUCCCGCUCCAAUGAACAUUGACCACAUAAACACACAAACCUGAAACCAUUUAAAUGCCCCUCUAUAUGACACCACUCAGUCGCUCAUCUCAAACCCCAACAAACUGCCCCUUCGCUCUUUUUGCAGUCGACGCCCCAGCCCCUGCAUGGUGUGUGCCCUCCUGACCAUUAGAAAUAUACACAAGACAAACUAACAACCCCAAACAUGUCAAUUAGCUUACCUCCAGCGGGCUUUUGGACGAGGUCUGACUAGUUUUCAUACAGAAAUGUAGAAAUCUGUCACCUGCGAGUUACUCUGUGCUCAGCCCCGCUGAACAUUAGUGCCAGUUGUAAACCAACCAUUCAUGUAUUUCUACUUAACACCAUCAGGUCGGGGGGUAAAAACACCAAACUGGAUGUUUCUCUGUGUAGUUGAGUGCAGGGAAUGUUCUUUGCGUACAUUCAUUAUUCAAAUACUGUACAUUACCUCAGUUUGGCUUGGUGCUCUAUAACAUAGAGUAUUUGAUUCACUGCAGAGGUUUCACAUAGCAAACGGAUGAGUCAUGUUAACACUGACGUAGCACGAGGAGGGAUUUGUUUGGACAGAAGGGUAAGCUGUAUCUGUGUUGUUGUUUUUUUGUAAGUUGCUCAAUGAAGCAAGCAAGUUUUUUUUUUGGCUAGACUUAGGCGAAAUAAUCCAGGAGAGAUAACUCAUGUCCUCACCUUGUUCACGAUAUUCAACAUUUAACAUAAACCCCCUGUCCAUAUAAAUGAAUAUAUUAUUUAUUGUUGCUAUCGUAGGUUCUCUGCACUGUUAUUUUUUUUUGUGUGUGUGACAGCACCGCUGACCAAUUUUGUUUCAUGGCACUUUAUUAUAUUUAUUGAGUUAAUGUCGUAUCAUUUACUCAGUUGUCUCAACCAAAGCAUUGUGUUCUUGUUCUAAUUAUUCCAAACGUCAUCUACUGUGCAGUUGUGUUAGCAGGCAGUUUUCGAGGAUGUUAAACAAAUAGUCUGAGUUUUUGAGAAAUAUGCCUUUUCUCUUUUCUGCUGAGAAAGAUCAGUCGAUCAUUGUGGUCUCUAUACUCCUGAAGCUCGGACCAGCAGCCAGUUAGCUGAGCUUAGCUAAGACCUGCAACAAUAUGAAACUAAAUCUGCCUGCCAGUACUGUUAAAGCUCACUUAGUCACAGGCCGCCUCUUGUUAAUUCAUGCAAAACUGACAAAUUGAGUGCUUGAAUGAUGUGUUGUACCAAAUAUGCGUAACCUCUAGAUCUUCUCGUCAAACUUCCUGCACGAAAGCAAACGAGCGCAUUCUUCUGAACUCUGAACUAUUUCUUUAAACUAAUCAAAAGUGAACAAAUGUAUUGUACAUGUGUGGUUAAAGUUUUAUCUAGUGAGCACUUAUCAAGGCUUCUAUGGGCCGACAGAGUUGUUACGUUAAAUACAUUUAAGUCUCCUCCAGUAGCUAAACGGAAAGAAUUUAAAAAUGAUCCUCGACUUGUAAUCUGUUAAUCGAUUGCUUUGAGCUGGCAAAAGCUUUGCCCAUCCACCAGAUAGUGCCUCCCUUUCUUCACCUCUUUUUAUUCUCUCCCUUCUUCAUCACUGUGUUCGACAUCAAUAAGUCAGUUACAUGUGUCUGGAGUAAGCUUUUAUGUAGAGUAAUAGUAGAUGCUACGGACUUUUCUUUUUAUAUUGAUGAUCUAUGUCAAUGUUUUGGAGAGUGAAUAUUAUCAAUGAUGCUUUAUAGUAUGUUGGUACAGUGACAGUACACUACAGCAUAUGUCUCAUUAUCGUUGACUGUAAAUGUCGCAUUGAAACGGAAUUCCCCUUUUAGCAUAUGUACUGUGGGUGCUAGAUAUCUGACAGCCAGAUGCUUGUGACAGAAUCGGGCGCAGUAUGAUUAGCUUUGGUGAUGUUAUGACUUUAAUGUUAUUUUGCACUGUACCAAGAUGACCCCGAAUGUUGGUCUUGAAUACCUAUCAUCGGUGGAAGAAAAUAUUUAUCUAUAAAGUAGCUUGUUGUUGCUAGAAAGAUUAUUUAUGUUAAAUAUUAUUGUACAUGUUUAUUGUAUUAUAUACAUUUAAAAGAAUAUUAACUACAUUUGUCCACUCUUGAGAAGAACCUAUUCAUUUGUAAAUCUUAUACCAAAGACAUGGUCUGCCAGCCAUUUUGUCUUUCUCCCUUUCCCCUGGCUAUGAUCAGUUUAUAGUCAGAUCUUAAAAACAAUCAACAUAAAGUAUCUAGGACUCUACGCCGCAGGCCAGCCAACCUGUUGAGCAAGGCAGACUAGUACUUAAAUCUUAAAUCUGUACAUAAAAAUAAACUAAAGCGAUGGUUGUAUUUCACUUUUCACUUCAUAUUUGUUUGUCACUUAUAUUAUAUUACUUGAGAUUCUUUCUGAGAGCAAAGAGUUCAGUGUUUUGGGUCAUCUUGGUAUAUCAACAUCAAUUGGUUCGGUAAAAUGCUCACUGAUGAUGCUGUCUGCUGGAACAGAGGAGAAAUGGAAAGUUUUAUUUAUGAAGUUGUGAAAGAUAGAUUAUGUUCUUAUAGUAAAUUGCUCUCAUGCACAAAACAUCUUUAUUUCAUAUGAUGUUAUAUGAUUUUUUUUAUGAAUGUGUGGAAAAGACUGGGUUGGGUUUGAAAAUAUCAUGGCCUGUAAUGAAAAGAGGAAAACAUUAGAUUUUGAAACUGUGCCAUUGUCGCUUCAACGAGUAAACAGCCAACAACACUGCACUAAAUUGCAUUGAUUUUUUGAAUUGUUUUUUAGUUUACGACUGGCAGAUGAGGUACAUUGCUUACAGCCAUAAUACCCCAAGGAUAUCAUGUUAACACUUUGCAAGAUAGUUAUAGUGCACUGGCCAAUAAUUGUUGAAAGUUAAAUGAAUUGAUUUUUUCAUAUUUGGCUGCUUUUUAAUUGUCACCUGGAUCGACGCAUGCAGGUCCACUUAUCUUCUGCUGUAGGCCUACUAUGUCCCUCUCUCCUGCCUUAUGCUUGCUAAUGACAACAGCCCCGCCCCCGUUCUCCUUGAAGUGCUGCUUGUAAAGUAUUGUCAUUCAUGAUCCUUGUAAUGACUAACUGGAAACCUUCUUCUUGGCUCUGUCUUGUAUAUAAGUGGAACAUUUCUGUGCUGGGUCUCAUCACAGAUGAUAUUAACUCUCUCUUCCUCUGUACACCAUGAUGAAUAAGAAUAACGGGCCUGAUGCUUUGCCUUUGUCACCCCAAAGUAAAGAGUGCUGACCAGGGACCAGUUUUGCACAUUGCAGCUCGGUGUGGUUGAGGUGGUCUUUGUGCCGCGGGGAGACGAUCCCAGGUCUGCACUCUUGCUCUGGGCCGAUUGACAGAAGCAGCAGCAGGUCCCAGCCUGUGAUGAAGUCUUAAUCUCAGUGCUCACGUUUAUCUUUUGAGUGUUCUAGAGUUUUUCUCAUGUCUGUGGACACGUAACAAAGGUUGUGAAGAUAAAAAAUAAGGCCAAUAAAUAAAUGAGUGUUAAAAACUUA
Molecule: messenger RNA, 9515 nt
Organism: Scophthalmus maximus (turbot)
Lineage: Eukaryota; Metazoa; Chordata; Actinopteri; Pleuronectiformes; Scophthalmidae
Gene: kif1ab
Product: kinesin family member 1Ab
Exons: 51
Coding region: 806-5980 (1724 amino acids)
Biological process (GO): cytoskeleton-dependent intracellular transport; vesicle-mediated transport; microtubule-based movement
Cellular component (GO): dendrite; microtubule; axon
Molecular function (GO): ATP binding; ATP hydrolysis activity; plus-end-directed microtubule motor activity
Source: RefSeq, a predicted model, not a curated record